UGGAAUUAUAUUAAGGAGAGAGAGAGACUGGCCUUUUAUUAAGGGUGGCUCUUUUUACCUCUCUUCAAUACUGACUGAAUAGCAAUACUGAGUGAAGAUUAGUUUUGUGUUUGAACAAGCAACAUUAACUUUGGCUCUGUUUUACUCCAUCCUAUUGUUCACUCGCUGGUCAGCCGAAUUCUUGAACGCGUUGUAAUAAUUUCAACCUCAUCAUAAACUAUUGUAUUAUUAUUGUUAUUAUUAAGUGUGUUAAAUAGAAUUGUGAAAAAUUAACUAAAAAAAAUUGUGUUAAAAAAAUAACUGGAGAAAGCAUUUCUCUUUCUCGAACAUAAAUACAAAAUUGUGCAAGUUGGACGACCGAAUCUACAUUUUAGUUUUCUUAAUGUGAAAAGACGGUGAAUUUAUUUUUCGGCGUGUAACCCUAGCAUGGAAGAAAAAUUGAGGAAUGAGGACACAAAAUAUUUGUGGUUCGUAGCAAACGAACCACAAAUUCCUAGUAUGAAAUGUGAUUUUUAUUAAAAGAAGAAGUUUAAUAAACAAAGGGAACAAUUGAAUUCCUGUAAAAAAUGGUGGAGCAAUUUUCAAUUUCCUGAUUAAGGUUCAAUAAUUAAUUAUAAUUGUGCCUCUGCUCGUGGGAUUACCUAAGAGAAAAUUGGAUCCGAAUUUCAAGGUGUACGUGCAGCAGUCCAACUAACGAAAUUGUCGUCCUCUGCCUGACCGUCCAUUGGUUACCUGCCUUCCACUAAUGCUUGACUGUGACAAAUUUUCCGUCAUCAUAAAAGAUUUUUCUUCUCGUCAAGAAAUUGUGGAGCAUUGUUAAAAUUCCGACCAGAUGCAGAUGUGAGAUCGUUGGGUGGCUUUUUCUUCUGAAAGUGAACUUGAGACUUCCAACUGGUUGGACUAUAUAUUCAAAAGUUGGAAAGUGAUCAUCUCGUUAAUUUAAUGGGAAACACAUUGCCUACAACGAACUACUUACUUACUAAACAAGUGAUCUGUAAUAGCCAACAACUACUGGUUUGAACGGACACUGAACAUUCCAUCCUCUACCCGGAUACGCGUUAAUUUAUGAGUGUUUAAGUUCAAGUUUCAUAUGCCCCAGAGAGAGAUUUUUUUGGACACAAUUACACAUGCAGUGACUGAGACUAUGCAUGAGAGAUUAUAAAUAAGAAGGAUUGAUACUCAGAAGAAGAAAUUUUAACAAAAAAAAGAUGGAGAUAUUAAAUCAGCUCCCGAAACUGAAGUGCUAUUGCCAUCAUCACUGCCCCUCACAAGCGCACGAUGGGAUUUGUGAGGUCGACAUCGGGGGGAGGUGUUUUGCCGCGGCGACGGAGACCUUCAACACGGAAACGGGCCUGCUAGAACCGGAAUAUAGUUAUGGUUGCUUUGCUCCAGGAGAUCCCACCUUUCUCCAGUGUAAAGGUCACUUGGUGGACCACAACAUCCCCAUGGGAAUAGUCUGUUGUGAUAAUGAGAGUUUUUGCAAUGAACAUCUCAAGCCAGUUUAUAAGCCCACUAAUGUGAGCGACCAUUAUGCACCAUACAAUCCACCCGCAGAUACCUUUCUCCUGCAACUUUUACUCGCAGCCGUAUUCUCUCUACUUUUACUAACUUUCCUCAUCGUCCUCUACAUUGUAUGCAAAUACAAAUCGAAAGAAAAGAGUCAGAAAUUUUUGAACGAGUCAGACAGCAAUAAGUCAUUUCUUCUCAACUCGAAGGAUUCUGCCUUCCUCAGCCUGGAUUCGUCAGGGUCCGGGUCUGGAAUGCCACUUUUGGUACAAAGAACAAUUGGAAGGCAAAUCACUUUGAAACACCGCAUUGGCAAGGGCCGCUAUGGCGAGGUCUAUUUGGGUGAAUGGAAGGGAACCUAUGUCGCCGUCAAGUCCAUCAAUUCAUCUGAAGAACAGUCAUGGUGGAGGGAACAGCAAAUUUACAAGCUCGCACUUAUGAAGCACCCAAACAUCUUAGAAUCUAUGGGGUAUGACAUUAGAUCCAAGGACAACAUUACGCAAAUGAUCAUUGUCACUGAUUACCACCAACGUGGCUCUCUCUACGAUUACUUGCAGUGCUACACAUUGUCUGAAGAUCAAGCACUAAGACUAGUCCUAUCGACAAUAUCUGGCCUCUGCCAUAUUCACAUGGAGGUCGAGGGGAAACCAUACAAACCUGGCAUUGCCCACAGAGACAUCAAGAGCAAAAACAUCCUAGUAAAGAACAACGGAGAAGCGUGUAUCGCCGAUUUUGGUCUGGCAGUUUGUUCCGUGAGUGGUGAACGUGGAGUUGACAUUGUCCCCAACGUGAAGCAAGGUACGAAACGCUACAUGCCACCAGAAGUGCUAGAUGACACCAUGAAAAUGGAUUGGUUCGACGCCUACAAGCAGGCAGACAUGUACUCUUUUGCACUCAUUUUGUGGGAAAUUGGGCGAAGAUGCGUGACGAAUGCUGGGGACGAAAAGCCUGAAUUUGAGGACUACGACAUCCCCUAUAAAGAUCAAGUCCCACAAGAUCCAUCUUUUGAAGAUAUGAGAAAAAUCGUAUGUGAAGAUGGAAGUCGACCUGAAAUUCCUCUCAGGUGGAACAAGUCCAAGCUUCUCCUUGAACUUUCCAAAAUUAUGAAGGAAUGUUGGCACAGAUCGCCACAAGUCAGACUAACAUCGCUCAGAGUAAAGAAAACUUUAACCGAGUUCCGAGACUAUGAGACCCACCUUCAAAUCGUUUAAUUAAACAAUCAGCAAACAUUUAACUAACCAUUUUUAUUAUUUCAUGAGACUUAUCGCAUUACAUUUAAAGUAAAUCUCGAGUCAGUCAUUUUAAUUACUUAUCAUUCUUUAUGUUUAGGUUUUAGAGCGAGAAAAGAUUUUAAGCUGUAUUAUUCUUAUGUAAAUGUACAUAAUAGAUAACCGUUUUUAUACUUUAUUGUUUAAUAUUUAUUCAAUUAUACAUACAUACAUAAACAGAAGGCUUGUUAUACUUACAUUUUAAUCAUAAUCCUGGUGUAAUAUUUAACUCACAUCACAUAUAAUUUUUUUUUCUCAAUGUAUUACGUAAAUUAUUUAUUAUUAACCAAAAAACUAUACUUUUUGCAUAACAUAAAAACCAACCAACUAUACAACUAAACAACGAAGUUACUCAUGAAAAAAAAAUAUGCAACGAAACAAACUUUCCCACCGGGUUAUUUGUUGAUGAACAACGAAUACAUAAGAGAAAGAACAAUCAAGAAAAAACUUGUAAUUCCAAUGAAAAGGUUACUGUAAUAGUAAUUUAUUAAUUUACCAGCCAUACUUACAUUAAUAGAUAGAUAGACUUAAAUACUUAAUCUAGACGUAUGUCAAAGGUCAGUUUAAUUAUGUUAUAAUCUUAGGAAAAGAGAUUAUUAAAAGGAAAAAUGUGCAGCUUAAAAUGAGAUUAAAAUCUAGCUGGGAUCGGAAUUAUGAUAAUUUACGCAUAACCAGCCAGCUUUCUAAAGAUAAACCAAUAAUAUUAAUAACUAGAUAAAUAGUAACUGUGACUUUAUUUGUGCCAUUAUCAAUGUCAAAUAGUAUGACGUUUUAGAAAUACAUAUAUUUGCUUGUCUAGUGAAGUUGUUCGAGUUAAUAAAAAUCCAACAAUAAGAAUUUAUUGUUUAAGAGAAA
Folsomia candida is the source of this 3629-nucleotide messenger RNA. Its product is annotated as bone morphogenetic protein receptor type-1B. Gene Ontology annotation, molecular function: SMAD binding; ATP binding; transforming growth factor beta receptor activity, type I. Gene Ontology annotation, cellular component: plasma membrane; signaling receptor complex. The coding region runs from base 1209 to 2717 and encodes 502 amino acids. The record is from RefSeq and is a predicted model, not a curated record. The transcript is spliced from 15 exons. Lineage: Eukaryota; Metazoa; Arthropoda; Collembola; Entomobryomorpha; Isotomidae. Gene Ontology annotation, biological process: protein phosphorylation; BMP signaling pathway; cellular response to growth factor stimulus.